Molecule: messenger RNA, 1025 nt
Organism: Paramecium sonneborni
Lineage: Eukaryota; Ciliophora; Oligohymenophorea; Peniculida; Parameciidae
Source: the annotation of a GenBank genome assembly
AUGAAAAAUUUACCUGACAGAGAAAAAGCAUUGAUAGAAGAGACUUGUAUAAAAAUACAAAGUCAAAUAAAAAGAAUAAUUAAGAGUAGGGAAGUUAAAAAUUACUCACUCAAACAAGUAGGUAUCAAGAAUCAAGAUUAGAUCGUAAAUUGAUUGAAGUAUUUAAUAUAAUAAGAAUAGAUGUUGAUGAUUAAAAUAAUAGAUAUAUUAAUUUUUAAUAAUUAGGAAGAUUAUUUAUAUAAUUAGACAUAUUUUAAACUAUUUCAAACAAAUAAGAUUAUCAAUUAGAGGCUCAAAGUCUCAAUAAUCCGAUGCAAAACUAACUCGUAAUCAUUAAGGUCGACAAUAAGAAGAAGAUUUAAAUGAGAAAUCAUUUGCAAUCAUUUAAAAUAUAGAAGAAAAAGCAGAUACACGGGCAACAUUUUGCUUAUUUAGAGUAAUUUUGGAUCCAAUUUUAUUGCAACUAUCUAAAUGUGCUAUAUUAAUAAAAGAAUAUUUAGAAGAAAAAUUUUAAGAAAAAGAAAUUGAUUAUGAAUCAAUGUUAAUUGCAAUCUACGAAAAAAGUCUAACUUUCAAACCAUCAAUAAAUCCAAUAAGUGAACAUUAUAAUAAUAAUCAGAUAAAAAGAAAAUUAAGAAUAAUCUUCAUCAUAAUAUUCAGCAUUAGAGAAAAUGAAUUAUAUAGAAAGAAGGAACUAACUAAUUAUAAAAUAGAAAAUCUUAAUUAAGAAAAAAUUAUGAAAGAUAUCUAAGAGUGUACAUUUAAACUUAAAUAAUAUCAAAAAAAGAAUUUCCAAAUGUAGUUGAUAGAUUAUAUAAAGUAAAGAAUAGAUAAGGAAUAGAGGAAAGAGCAAAAUGAACAGAAUUAGAGAAAAAAGAGUAAGAAUAUAGUAAAUGUUCAUUUCAUCCUUAAAUUAAUUAUUUAAUACCUGAAACUUAAUCUAUUAGAAUAGGAGGAUAUUGGGAAGCAAUAAAAAGAAUUAGAAGAGCAAAUGAUAGAAGGAAUUUAAUUGAUUUAAAAUUGAA